Molecule: messenger RNA, 1738 nt
Organism: Microtus oregoni (creeping vole)
Lineage: Eukaryota; Metazoa; Chordata; Mammalia; Rodentia; Cricetidae
Gene: Mns1
Product: meiosis specific nuclear structural 1
Exons: 10
Coding region: 70-1554 (494 amino acids)
Biological process (GO): cilium organization
Cellular component (GO): motile cilium
Source: RefSeq, a predicted model, not a curated record
GGCAGCUGCUGCUCGGGAAGAGCAGGCCUAGAGACUCACCCAACCCGAGGAGGUUUAAAGUCAGCCAGGAUGGCCUCCAGAAGAAUUUUGAGCUUUAGUGAAAGACACCAGAAGUUAGUGGAUGAAAACUUCCGCAAAUCGUUGCAUAUCCAAAUCUUGAAUAAGUUAGAGAGGCAAGCCAGGAACCAGAUCGUGCAAAAUGAAAACGACGAGAGGGUCGAACGGAAGAGAUUCCUCAGGGUGCUGCAGAAUGAGCAGUUUGAGCUAGACAUGGAAGAAGCCAUCCAAAAAGCAGAAGAGAACAAGAUGUUGAAGGAUCGACAGCUGGAGCAGGAAGAGAGACUUGCCAACGAGCUGGCCCGCCUAAAGCACGAGAGUCUGAAGGACGAGAAGAUGAGGCAGCAAGUGCGAGAGAACAGUAUUGAACUCAGAGAAUUGGAACAGAAAUUGAAAGCCGCUUACAUGAAUAAGGAGAGAGCUGCCCAGAUUGCCGAGAGGGACGCCAUCAAAUACGAACAAAUGAAACGUGAUGCCGAGAUAGGCAGGACCAUGAUGGAGGAGCACGAGCGGCUCCUGAAGGAAGAGAGCGUCAAGCAAGACCGGCGGAACAGGGAGAAGGCGCAGUACCACCUGGACCUGGAGAAGCAGCUCAGAGAGCAGGAGCGGAGGAAGGAGGAGGCCUAUGAGCAGCUGCUGAAAGAGAAACUCAUGAUUGACGAAAUCGUCAGGAAGAUCUACGAGGAGGACCAAUUGGAAAGGCAGCAAAAAUUAGAGAAACUGACCACAACUAAGAAGUACAUUGACGAGUUCCAGCGGGAGCAAGCCCUCUGGAGACAGAAGAAGCGUGAGGAGAUGGAGGAGGAGAACAGGAAAAUUAUAGAGUUUGCCAGCAUACAGCAGCAGAGAGAAGGCGAGCGGAUGGCCAAAGUUCAAGAGACUGAGGAAAAGAGGGCCCAGCGCCAGAAUCUGCUGAUCCAGAAACUGGAGGAAAUGCUGCGGCAGCGCGAGGACCUGGAGCAGGUACGGCAAGAGCUGUACCAGGAGGAGCAGGCCGAGAUCCUGAAGCAGAAACUGAAGGAAGAAGCAGAGCAGAAACUGCGGAAGCAGAGGGAGAUGAAGCAAGACUUUGAAGACCAAAUGGCCCUGAAGGAAAUAAUACUACAGGCUGCAAAAGAGGAGGAGGAGACCUUCAGAAAAGCCAUGCUGGCUAAGUUCGCUGAAGACGACCGGAUAGAGCUCAUGAAUGCCCAGAAACAACGGAUGAAGCAGCUGGAGCACAAGCGGGCCGUGGAGAAACUCAUCGAGGAGCGGCGCAGCCAGUUCCUUGCAGACAAAAAACGCGAGCUGGAGGAAUUUCAGCUACAGCAGAGACGGCAAGGCUGCAUCAAUGAGAUUAUUGAAGAAGAGAGGCUGAGACUCCUCAAGGAACAUGCUGCAAAGUUACUAGGCUAUCUCCCCAAAGGAGUGUUUAAAAGAGAGGACGACGUUGACAUGCUCGGUGAAGAGUUUAAGAAAGCGUAUCAGAAAAGGGGGGAAGCCAGUGAAGAGAAGUGAUCAGCACUGCAGGACGGAUGAAACCUGGAUUUCUCAGAUACUACCACUAGAUGUCAGUGUAACUGCUCUCUUCCAGUUGGUGACAGUGGGUCUCCAGUGUCUGCAUGUUCUAAAACAUCCUCCUCUUUCUCCAUUUAUAAACAGUUAGACAAAAAUUAAACACAUCAGUAGUUUAACUGAAGGA